AAAUUAUUCAUAUGUAUUUAAUUUGUUAUAUGAUAAAUAAAUUAAUCGUUAAAAUAAAAAAAUGUAAAGAUUUUGGUUGGAGUAACCUUAAAGAACUUUGGAUAUCAAUUUUGAUAUUAAAUCAAUUAGAAAUUAAGUUAAAGAUAGAUGUGUACCAGUUUUAUAAUAUUAAACUGACUCUGCGUCAAAAUUAUUCAAUUCAUAUAGGUAAUAUGAUGAAAAUAUUUUAGAAAAGAAAGCAUGUCUACUGUCCCUUCUUUUGAAAAUUUAUAAUCUAAAAUUAGAGACUUCUCAUAUACUAGAUUAAACUCUACUUAAUCUUUUUAAUAAAAAAAUUAGAUUCCUGAUAAAUAUAUUGCUUACUCUCCAUAAAUGGCAGUGGGGUUAUAAAAGAAGUAAAUUUAAAAUUUAAAAUACAAGAAUAAAUAGUUCUUUAGGAAAUAGAAACAAUGUUAAUUUUCAAAGUUCUCGAUAACAAUCUCCUGCAUAUUAAAGCAGACCUAUUGAAUUAAGUUAUAGGUCAUAACAAAAAAGAAAUUUAAGUGAUAAUUUAUAAUUGAAUGAAAUUGUGUCCUUGAGAAACAAAAUUGAAUCAUCCUAAACUAAUAGGCGCUUAUUAGGAGCAAAGUAAUUGUUUCAAUUAUAUAAAUAUUAGUUAUGUGAGUGAAUUAGUAAAAUUAGCAUAGGCCAUAACUAAUGCACUGAAAUGAG
Molecule: messenger RNA, 711 nt
Organism: Paramecium sonneborni
Lineage: Eukaryota; Ciliophora; Oligohymenophorea; Peniculida; Parameciidae
Source: the annotation of a GenBank genome assembly